UCGAGAUAGUUUCAUUGAGGCACAGUUCGAUCGCUUGUUUCAGUAAGCAAACAGCACCUCCUAUCUGAAAAUGGCAUUCAAGUUCGUGACCUUCCUCGCCCUGGUGGCCGUUGCCCGCGCCGGAGUCAUCUCCGGCCCGGCUCUGUCCUACGCUGCUGCUCCGGCUCUGUCGUACGCCGCUGCCCCAGCCCUGUCCUACGCCGCUCCAGUGGCCAAGACCGUGUCCUAUGCUGCCCCCGCCCAGUACGCCUAUGCUGCCCCAGUGGCCAAGACCAUUGUUGCUGCCCCGGCCCUGACCAAGACCGUUGUCGCUGAUGAGUACGACCCGAACCCUCAGUACUCUUUCUCGUACGGAAUCUCCGACAAACUGACCGGAGACCAGAAAGAGCAGCACGAGACCCGCAAUGGAGAUGUCGUCGAGGGAUCUUACUCGCUGGUUGAAGCUGACGGAACUCGUCGCAUUGUUGACUACACCGCUGAUCCCAUCCACGGAUUCAACGCCGUCGUCCGCAAGGAAGGACUCGCCGCCCCAGUCAUCGCCGCCAAGACCGUGAUCGCUCAGCCCGCCAUUGCCAAGGCCGUCUAUGCCCAGCCCGCCUACACUUCCUACGCCGCCCCAGCUGUGACCAAGACCAUCGUCCAGCAGCCAGCUUAUGCCACCUAUGCCGCCCCAGUGGCCAAGGCCGUCUAUGCUCAGCCAGCUUACACCUCGUACGCCGCCCCUCUAGCCACCAAGACCAUCGUGUCCCAGCCAGCUUACGCUUCGUACGCCGCCCCAGCUCUGUACCAUUAAGGAGAUCCGACUGAUGCUAUUUUCCAAGGCUGUUUGUUAACUGUGUUUGCUAAUUUAUAAACGAAAAAAAAAGUUUUGAAUAGAUGAAAAAUCAUCCAAAAAUCAAA
Culex quinquefasciatus (southern house mosquito) is the source of this 900-nucleotide messenger RNA. RefSeq names its product cuticle protein. The transcript has 2 exons. Gene Ontology annotation, cellular component: extracellular matrix. Lineage: Eukaryota; Metazoa; Arthropoda; Insecta; Diptera; Culicidae. Bases 71 to 793 code for a protein of 240 amino acids. The record is from RefSeq and is a predicted model, not a curated record.